AUGUCUUCGCCAGCCAUAGCCUCGACGUCCACGCAACCAGGCACUAGCUCUACUAAUGACGAGAAAAAGAAACCGCUUCCGCGCUGGGUGCCCGUCUCACUCGCAGUAACAACCGCCGCCCUCCCCCUCCCCAUCUACCUCCUCAAGCUGCACCGCGCGUCGCUCGCCGAGCUCGCCCCGCCGGCGCGCAGAACUGCGAAGGCCGCUGGCCGCCUCCAACCUGCUCGCAUCAGGCCUGUCGAGCCGAAUCCUCGAGCGGCUGAGGUGCCCGCGGAUGGGUUCAACGCGCCGCUGCAAGGCUUGGAGACGUCCGGGCUCGCUACGCCGGGCGUGACGACGUGUGCGGCGGCGGUUGUGUGGGGGGGUCAGAGCGUACCUUGGGGUUCGGGAUGUACGUGUCGUGUUCAGUCCACAGCGGGAGGGUUGCCUCUGCCUGCGGCGACGCAAGCACACCCAUAUGGGUUACUGAUAUUGGUCCACGCACAGACUCGCGAGUCCGCAGACUACAUGCGCCAAACGCUCUUUUGCCUCCCAGGGCCGGCCGCGCGCCUGCACCGGCUUCCUGACGCCGACGCUGACCACGACUCCGAUUCCUCCCCAUCUGCACCAUUAUCGCCACUCUCACAAGCAGAGCACGCCACCGGAGAAGCAUGGACGUGCGCCGCCGCAGAGGUCCGGCUGCGCGCCGCGUACGAGCAGCGCGGGUUCGCGGGGUGGGCGGACGCCGCGCUGCGCGAGGUCGAGGAGGAGGCGCGGGUGGAGCGGGAGAAGCGCGGGCUGCGGGGUAGCACAUACUACGAGAAGAGGAGAGGAGGUGAUUCCAGCGCCGGAUGGGCUGGCAUGACAUGGCUGUCGAGUUCGGCUACGUAUGCCACGUCGACGACCUGGGUAGCAAUGUCUUGCCCAGUCCCCCCGCUGUUGUCUGUCCGUGUUUGA
This is a messenger RNA of Gloeophyllum trabeum ATCC 11539, 936 nucleotides long. RefSeq lists its product as uncharacterized. Bases 1 to 936 code for a protein of 311 amino acids. Lineage: Eukaryota; Fungi; Basidiomycota; Agaricomycetes; Gloeophyllales; Gloeophyllaceae. The transcript is spliced from 2 exons. The record is from RefSeq and is a predicted model, not a curated record.